Molecule: messenger RNA, 3273 nt
Organism: Plasmodium fragile
Lineage: Eukaryota; Apicomplexa; Aconoidasida; Haemosporida; Plasmodiidae
Exons: 2
Coding region: 1-3273 (1090 amino acids)
Biological process (GO): protein folding in endoplasmic reticulum
Cellular component (GO): EMC complex
Source: RefSeq, a predicted model, not a curated record
AUGUUGUUCCAUUUUUUUGUUUGCUUUGUAGCAUUUUUAACGAAAUUAACAUUUCAAAAGCAUAUACCUUAUUCUAACAUUGCACCGCUUAUUGGGCACAUCAAUUUUAUCGUGCCGACAUCGAAUUUGUUAAACAGCUGUGUUCUCCUUUCAAGUCGCAACGGCAAUGUGGGGUUUCUAAAUUACAAGACAGGUACCCUCGAUUAUUUGGAAAACUAUCGGGAAAAUGAGAAAGUGAAAAAAGUGCACGGAGAUGACAAUUACGCAGCUGUGUUGAUUUAUAGAAAUCCUUUGGAAGAAAAUGAAGUUGAAGCUAAUUACACAUAUGAUGGAGAACCCUAUUCGUACAUUAACGUGUACAGCACGAUGGACACCCAUCUGCUGAAUUCCUUUGAGCAUAAGAACGAAAUAAUUGAAGACUUUUUAAUUAACGAAGAGGAAAUAUUUAUCCUCCUGAACAACAGAAUAGAUAUAGGCAAUAUAAGCAACAACACAAUAAACUCGUUAAUUUUUAAAGACCUAAAUUUAAAUUGCAUUUAUGCCAAAAUUAUCGGAGUUGAUAACUUGAAAAUAUCUUUAUUUUAUGUGGAUGCUGAAUUCAUGGGACAUGUAGUAAGGAUCAAUGUUGUAAAUAAGAGUUUAGAAAAUGAUAUAAAAAUUAGCCAACUUAAGCUGAACGACAAAAUGGUUAAUUACGUGAAUGUAGUGAAGAACAUUAAUGUUAUUGUAGUGUAUAAUAAGGAGGUCCUGCACUGGGUAGAAUUAGUAGAAGGAGGAAAUAAAUACAACUAUGGGUCUGUGUCAAUAGCUGGGUAUAAUGACAAAGCGAACAAGGACGAGACAAAUGAAGGUGCAAAUUGUGCAAAUACAAAUGACAUCUCUGGAAAGCAUAGACUCUUUAGGGAUGACUCUAUGGCUCAGUGGAACAUAGAAAAUUGCUUCGUCGUAAAGAUAGGGCAGAACCAACUUGUGUACACCUACAAGGAUAAGAAAAUGCAAUUGGUAAAAGGGAAAGACAAAAAUGAAGUCAUAGGAUACUACAUAAAUCAGUAUAAAAAAAAGGAUAUUAUAUUUGCAGAGGAUAAGGGAAGCAAAAUUAUUAUUAAAAGAGCAGGGAAGGAAGGAAUUGCUCCUCUAAAUGUUCUGAACAAAAGUAGUAACGUAUACUACAAUGGAGAAAUGAUAAUCGGUUUACAUAAUAAGGAAGAAAAUGCCAACUACUUUUUUAGUGUGUAUAGUGAUUCAUCACUCACUGUGUAUAAAAAUGACCACGUCCAUUAUUCAAGAGAAGAAUCGCUAGCUUACAUAGAGCACCUGUAUUUUUACAAUUUUCAACAUUUGAAAAAAAAAAGUAAAAAACAUUCCUAUGACACAACACAAUUUUAUUUAAUGCAAGAAUUGGAGAGAUACAUAAAGGAUAAAAUAAAUUCAUUUAACAAACCUGUACUAGAAGAAGUUAUGAAGAAAAAAGCGGAAAAAUCGUUGCUGCCAUUUAACUUUUUUUACCUAUCACAUGAGGAUAAAAUGAACUUGCUGAAUAUUUGCAUGGAGAAAAAGAAAAAGGCUGAUUCGUUAGCUAACUAUGGAAGGGAGAGAAAGCCAUCCUACGGCAAGGAUACCUGGGGUGACACAUAUAGCAUGCACGGCAGGGAACAUACGUCCAAUCUAAUGAAUGACAUGAUUGAAUAUUCGUUUAAAAAGUACGAACAAAAUCAGAGCGGUAAAUACGCAGGAAGCUCGGUAAUUCUCGUCACCACACGCAACAAUUUUAUCUUUGCCAUACAUCUAUACACAGGUCUUAUACUAUACAAAAUUGAUGGCAAUAAAUUUAAAGGCGCAAAGGAAAUAUAUUCUCCACAAUGGAACUAUGAAAGGGUCUUCAGUUUGAAUAAGGACAACUGGUCCGAAUUAGACAACGGCAAGAAAAUAAUCUUCCUGAAUAAUAAAAAGGGGCAAGCCACAUCGAGGAGGGGUAACUCCACUAGCACAAACGAAUCUAGCAAAAAGCAAACAAGCAAAAAACAGCCCGGCAACACGGAAAUCCUAAAUUAUAGCAACGGAAUUCACCUAUUUAAAAGCUUCACCAAAGACACCAUAAUUACAAUCUUUAAAGGGGACAAAUGUGCACAUAUAGUUAUAUUUGAUAUAUUAAGUGGAUCUAUCAUUUUUGAAGAGAAACUUGAGUCCUUUGAAAUUAAGAACAUUUUUAUCGACCGCAAAAGCUCAUCAAUCUUGGCGGUGGAUGACUCACUAAAUGUGAAAGUGGUGCCCGUUGCGGGGGGAAGCUUAGCUAGCGGCACAGAGGAUGAUCUAUUUUUUUACCGCAUAAAUGGGGCUACAAACUUCAUUGAAGGCUUCAAAGUGACUAACUUUCCCCAAAAAAAGGGACUCGGCAACGAUAUGGGGCUAAUAAUGACAUAUUCCAUAAAUCUGCACAAUGAGAAAUUGGAGGUUUUUGCCAAUUCCAUAACAAAGAAGGACACCUUUUACCCAAUAAAAAUAAAUAAAGACGCGUCUAUAUGCUACAAGUACGUGAAUGAUAACAUCAUAUCAUUUAUAACAAGCACGGACCAGAAGGAGGGCAUCAUAUAUACACUGUAUAUCAUUGAUGGAAUUACUGGAGAUCUUAUUAUUUCUAAAAUGUUGGACAGACACACCAACCCACCUUUCCAUUUAAUGAUAAGUGAAAAUUAUGUCAUUCUGAAUUAUUUUAAUGCAAAACUGAAAAAAUAUAUUAUUCAGGUCAUUGAAAUAUUACUGGAUAAGAAAGACCCCGGAUUUUUCAACUUGAUAACUUCGAAAAAAGAAAAAAUUGUUGAUUUAUUUGACCAGAAGAAGAAAAUCAUCGUAAAUGAAAAAAAUUAUAUCAUUGAUCAUAACGUCAAAUCUUUUAAUUUUACCGAAACGAAAAGAGGAAUAACGAAUAAACAUCUUUUGCUACUUCUUGAUUCGAACAAAAUAACCUCCUUAAAUUUAGGGCCAGAGAAAGAUAAAAAUGUGUACAAAAAUUUGAACUCCUUUAUUACCCAAACGGAUAUUUUAUACAAUUCUAGGGGGUUCAUAUCUAAUGACAGUUUGUUAGAAUCUACUACGCUUGUAUUUUCCUGGGGAAACCGUCUGUAUUUUACUUGUUAUCAGCCGAACGGAUCAUUUGACACUAUUGAAAAUUUUAAUUUACUUCUUCUUCUCUUUUUAAUCAUUUUGGUGUUUAUUGGUACGUACAUAUCUUACAUAAGGAGAAUAAACAAAACUAUGUAUUCCAAGUGGGCCUGA